Molecule: messenger RNA, 1031 nt
Organism: Caenorhabditis auriculariae
Lineage: Eukaryota; Metazoa; Nematoda; Chromadorea; Rhabditida; Rhabditidae
Source: the annotation of a GenBank genome assembly
AUGUUGGUGAUCAUUUGGUUGCUGAUCAAUUUUUGCGCCUGUCAAUAUCUCGAGAAACCGCUGAGCAGCGCCGUUGUUCAAGAUGUCCAGGAGGUUUGGCCCGAUGUGAGGACUGCAUUUUAUUUUUUCGAAAAAAAAACUGUGAAUUUUACAGAAAUCAGUAGAAAGAGCAACAUUACCACCAUCUAUAAUGAGCGGCUACAUUUCCGAUUCCAUGAUUCGAUCAUUUGCAAGUUUGUUUUUAACUUUACUUUGUGGGAGAAUAAACCUAAGAUUGAUAAAAAUGUGACCCGUGGGAGAAAACCGCAAGAGCUGGAAAUGGGAGUUUCAAGACUAAUUUUUGAAAAAAAAAGUCAAGUAAAAUAUCUGAUUCAAAUUGAACUGAAACCCUUAUCUUCAUCAUUUUUCUUGAAACUUUUUUCUUUUUUUUUUCAUAUGCGGUUUUUCUUGCUCAAAAUUGUAAGCAGAUUUCAAGUGUAAGACUGCUUUUACUGAGAAAUAACAAUUCAAGUUUGUAACUGAGGAUUCUUCUUUUCUCCCCCUUUUAAAUAACUUUAAAUGGCCGAGCUAGUUUAUCACUAGAGAAAGGUGAACCCCUAGGUGAAAUAAAGUGAUCACUUAAGUGGCCUGCCUAAUCUUCGAACCAAUGUGGUAACAACAUUACAGACUACAUAUUCUCACUUCUUGACGGCACCGGGACGGUGAUAAAGAAGAAGCGCGUGAAGGCGACGUCUUCAACCUUCGAAGACUAUUCCGACGCCGUCCUCAAAAUGGAGCCGGAGACGGUCUUCGUACCUGAGUUGAAUAUCAGAAGGAAACCGUCGAAAGGCCCACUUGUCUUUGGCGAAGUCUUCCGGAAGACCAAAUCGUGGGGCGUUUCGAGGAAAAAGCUUCCGAGAGGCAUGUCCCACGCCAAGCCGAUGCCUCCUCCACUUUCGAGAGUCCGGAUCCGUGGCACCAAUAACGCGCCUCAUGAUUUCUUAAUUUCAUCACUUCUGUUAGGAAAAUUGACUGAAAACACUGUUAAUUAA